AUUACAAUUACGACCACAAUCGUUAUAAUAAUAAUCACAGUUUUCAUUAGCAUUUUAGUGAAACUAAAUCAUCUAAAUUCUUCAGAUUGUUGAACCUCUGCUGGUCUUAAUUAUGGACCGGCGAGUCUCGGUCCCGACCCAGUGUGUCCAGGUCUUGGAGACCCCCUCUCGGGGUAUAAAAGGGGCGGCGUGGAGGGAGGUGCUGGGACGGCGCCUCCUCGUCACCCAACAGAGUUGAGCUGAUGUCAGGAGACAUCAGCCUUCAGUGAUGAUGUGUCUCUGAUGACGGCUGCUGCUCCUGCACGGUGACAGAGGACCUGCUGCCUCCUCCUCCUCCUCCUCCUCCUCCUCCUCGUCUCUCCGCUCCAUCAGGCCCAGGCUGAACCUCCGGAACAAGCUCAGGGAAGCACAGUUCGCCUGGCUGCUCGGCUGCUCGCUGCUCCACCAGUUCCUCCUCACGAUGACAACUUUCCCCCUGGACUCCGUCCUGUCCUUCCCGCGCAUGGACGGCGUAAGGAAUGGCCCAUCCGCGGCCCCUAAGACACUGGCUUUCUCUAUCGACCGGAUCAUGUCCAAGAGCUCGGGGCCCCGGGGGGCCUCGGACCACCGGACCGGAGGAGCGGAUCUAUCAGACGGCAGGAAGCUGCUUGGUGUGUGCUCGCCGGUGCCCUGCAUGAUCCCGCUGCACCCAUUCAGCUACGACCUCCAGGCCAAGGCGCUGCUUAACUACUCCGAGUUCUGGAAGGCUAACUUCAGGGGAGCGUUGUGCGGUUCCUCCAGCGCGUCGUGCAAAGCAAACUGCGGGAUGUGUAGCAAGGUGGAGCCGGGGCUGAAGCACCCUCUUCUGACGGGCUGCAGCAGGGUGAUAAAGCCCCAGGUCAUCCACCAGGCCAUGGCCAUGCCGGCCGGAGGCUCGCUGUACUAUCUCAACUACCUGGACGCCGCGGGUUACCCACCGGCGGAGCUGCUGACGGGCCAGCUCUUCUCCUCGACCCUGGCCGGCUCCCAGGCCCAGGCCUCCUCGCUAUCCCAGCACCACAAACUCUUACUGCUGGAGAGCGCCAAGCUGGCGGCCGGGGGCUCGGCCGACAAGUUCCCCUCGCCUCAGUACCCGCACAAGGAGCAUUUACCCGGGCAACUGGACCAGAUCGUGAAGGAGAACCACAGCCUGAACUCGGAGAAGAGCGGCGCAAAAGCGCACAGCAAGCCGGGCCACCACGGCGCCACGGCGGCGGACGGGAAGCCCAAGAACUUCACCUGCGAGGUCUGCGGGAAGGUGUUCAACGCGCACUACAACCUGACGCGGCACAUGCCCGUGCACACGGGCGCGCGGCCCUUCGUCUGCAAGGUAUGCGGGAAAGGCUUCCGCCAGGCGAGUACGCUGUGCCGGCACAAGAUCAUCCACACGCAGGAGAAGCCUCAUAAGUGCGCGCAGUGCGGGAAGGCGUUCAAUCGCAGCUCCACGCUCAACACGCACAUACGCAUCCACGCGGGCUACAAGCCCUUCGUCUGCGAGUUCUGCGGGAAAGGUUUCCACCAGAAAGGAAACUACAAGAACCACAAGCUGACGCACAGCGGGGAGAAGCAGUACAAAUGCUCCAUCUGUAACAAGGCCUUCCACCAGAUCUACAACCUCACCUUCCACAUGCAUACGCACAACGACAAGAAGCCCUUCACCUGCGCGACGUGCGGUAAGGGCUUCUGCAGGAACUUUGACCUGAAGAAACACAUCCGAAAGUUGCACGAUAACAACAACAACAACAACAACAACAACAACCACAACCCGCCGUGUGGGUCUGCCGCGGCGGCCUCCUCCAGAGAGAUCCCCCGCUGAGUACAGGCCCAUGCGUCCAUGGGCCACCUCUUUAUAUAUAUAUAUAUAUAUAUAUAUAUAUAUAUAUAUAUAUAUAUAUAUAUAUAUAUAUAUAUAUAUAUAUAUAUAUAUCAUUUACAUUGUCAUCCAAACGCUGCUAAACCCCUUGCUCCAACAGAUUACACGUCCGAUUGCCUUUAAACAACGUUACUUUUCCUGUUGUGUUCAGUAAAUUAAAGCAAUCUCUUUUCACGAUGUGUAUAAAAAUGAAUUGUAAUUAAUAGGUUAUUGAAAUAAAAUGUUAUUUAAACUUUGGGGCACAUUUUCACCUGCGUCACUUAAAGGAAAUGUGAAGUAUAAGUUAUAAUGUAUUGCAUAAAAAAACGUUGAAAUGAACUUGUUUCCAUUUUUGAACGCAUUUGAAAAUAAACUAGAACACCCAGA
Molecule: messenger RNA, 2257 nt
Organism: Gadus macrocephalus (Pacific cod)
Lineage: Eukaryota; Metazoa; Chordata; Actinopteri; Gadiformes; Gadidae
Gene: fezf2
Product: FEZ family zinc finger 2
Exons: 5
Coding region: 461-1834 (457 amino acids)
Cellular component (GO): nucleus
Source: RefSeq, a predicted model, not a curated record